UUGAAGAGAAAUGUGUGUUUUUACUGACCUGUUAGCUGUUAAUUAGCAGUUCGUUUAUUAACUUUAUUGUUUAGAAAGAGUCAUCUGUUAAUACAAACCGCUUAUUUAAACCUACAAUUCGGCUGCAACCCAGCUGUUUUUACUUUACUGUACUUCGGAGCUUUACUAUAGACACGAUUCCAGGUGGCGCUGUUUUAACUUUAAAUCAGAGUGAACUGAAACCACAACAUAAACAUAGCAACUGUUCACUUUGGUGAUGGGUUAAAACAUUUUACUGAACUCAUCAAACACUAUGAAGAAAAACCAACGUGACUGAGGCUACACGAAUGCCAUACACGUAGACCAUAGUAUUGUGAAUACUGUGAAUUCAAAUGUGACACUGCGGGGAAACCAGCCUAAUUUCUCAUAGACGUUUAUUCCAAAUUAAGUUUCUUGCAACCAACAGUCUCCCCCUGGUGGCUGCCUGAAUUCCAGUAUCUUCUAACAGGAGAGCAGAGGUUAUAUUUACAGUCCUGAAUUUUAACUGAUGGUGGUCACGUUGACCUUUGUGAUCUUUUGUUUUUUCUGGGAAUAGUGUCUGAUGUGAGCCAGAGGUCCUGGUCAUAGACCUGUUGUCCUGUCUUUUGCAGUUGAACUCUUUAGUGUUGACCACAUCAGUCUAUAACAUGUCUUCUGAGCUCUGCACCAUCACUGAACCAAGACCAGCAGCUCUGCAGACCACCACUGUAGGGGGCAGCAAACCUCUACAUCGCUUCAUGAAAGGGCAGCCCAAGACUGUGGGGAUUGUUGUUCUGGUCCUGGGUGCAGCUUUCCUCAUCAUUUCCACUGUCAUUGUGAGAAGCAAUGACAGUCACCACAUGUUUUUAAUUAUGCAACCUGGCUUCCUGCUGGGAAUACUGUUCAUCAUGAGUGGGAUGCUGUACAUUUUGACAGAACAUAAUCCAACAAAGAAGGCGGUCACCAUCUCAUUGGCUCUCAGUAUUGUGACCAUAUUGGGGACAGUGUGGACCAUCCUGGAUACCCUGCCUGAAAUAAUGUUCUCCCACCACUAUGACAGCCUGGACCAGGAGGUUGAAGAAAACGUCACAGUGACUGAUUAUUCUCCUUAUCGAUCUGAGCGGUUGGCGGUUGAAGGCGUCUUGUUGGUGGUCUUCUUGUUCUACACCUUUGGUGGAGGAGUUAUCGUCAUCGUGAUGUCCACACUGGCUGGUGCUGCUCUGCGGCCCACAAAGAGUCAGGCCAUCGUUGUGAUGACCACAGCCACAGACACAGACACAGCCACAGCCACAGCCGAGUGAUGAGAAGACAGAAGAGUUCUGCUGCGUUCACACUCCACUCCACUUUAUUAAAACAGUGAGUUUUAAUGAAGGUCGUUCUCCUUUAACACAAACACAUUUUAACUACAUUAAAAUAGUUAACAAUAUUAUUACUGAUGUCACAUGACCAGUGAUCACAUCUGAUCACUGGUCAUGUGUUUAUUUCCGCUGUUUAUAGCAGUUUAUUUCUGACACCUGUUAGAGCAGCCUGUGGCACAGUGUGAGCGCUUCUGUACUGUAGCGUCGCAAGUUGUAAUCUGGGCCUAGCUGUGAACAGGUUAAUGUGGAGGACAGACUGGUCACUGGUGUCAGAGGUCAGUGACAGUGACCAGUAAAGCUAAUGUUGUUGAUGAUGUCAGUACGCCACAAUAAUAAAAAAAAA
Messenger RNA from Cynoglossus semilaevis (tongue sole), 1698 nucleotides. RefSeq lists its product as uncharacterized. The transcript is spliced from 6 exons. Gene Ontology annotation, cellular component: membrane. The record is from RefSeq and is a predicted model, not a curated record. NCBI's taxonomy places the organism in Eukaryota, Metazoa, Chordata, Actinopteri, Pleuronectiformes, Cynoglossidae. The coding region runs from base 666 to 1298 and encodes 210 amino acids.